Nanorana parkeri is the source of this 838-nucleotide messenger RNA. RefSeq names its product cell death inducing DFFA like effector c (gene CIDEC). NCBI's taxonomy places the organism in Eukaryota, Metazoa, Chordata, Amphibia, Anura, Dicroglossidae. The record is from RefSeq and is a predicted model, not a curated record. The transcript is spliced from 6 exons. Gene Ontology annotation, biological process: regulation of apoptotic process; apoptotic process. The coding region runs from base 47 to 802 and encodes 251 amino acids.
GCUUCCUGUGAACAUCCCAGACUGUGAUUUUCUAUUAUCUGAUACAAUGGCCAAUGAAGUGGAGACAAUCGUUCUGACAAAUAUGGAAUACGCCAUGAAGUCUCUGAGUCUCCUCUCCCCCAGAUCGCUUUCCAAAUGCGUCUCUGUCAGUGCUACUAUGACUCAACAGUUCCUCUCUCGCCCGGCAUCCAAGCCUCGGCCCUUCAGAGUCUGUAACUGGGACCGCAGCAUCCGCAAGGGCAUUGUAGCGGAUAGUCUGGGAGAUCUCCUGAACAAGACCCAGGAUGCCCUGCUCACGAGUUAUGCUAUCACGCUGGUCCUGGAAGAAGAUGGGACUGAAGUGGACACCGAGGACUUCUUCCAGUCCUUGGACAGUGGAGCUGUCUUUAUGGCACUGGAAAAGGGACAGACAUGGAAACCAUCCCAGAAAGCCGGCUACCAUAUUACCUUGUCCAGUAAGCCUCAGAAGAAGAUCGACGUGGCUCAGUUCAGCUUCGACCUCUACAAGAAUCACCCGCAAGACUUCAUAGGAUGCAUCAAUGUCAAGGCCACAUUCUAUGGAACGUACAGCGUGUCCUAUAACCUGCAGUGCUACAGUGCCAAGCGCGUGGUGAAGGAGGCGCUACGUUGGACCCUCUUCACUAUGCAGGCUACGGGUCACGUCCUCCUGGGUACAUCGGGUUACAUGCAGCAGCUGCUAGAACCCAACAAUAAGCUGCAGCUGGAGGAGGAGAAGCCGGCCCCUGCUCUCAGAGACCUCAUCCCUUUUUAUCCUCGAAGGAUGCUCCCAGCUUCACAAUGAACAGCCUGACGCUGGACAAUCUGUAUACGCACACUG